UCUGCUUCCCAGGCUAGGCUGCAAGUGUGCUCCCUGUGUUUGGGCGCUGUCUGGGAGACUGGAUCUGGGGCAUCCAGAUGUCUGCUGCCACUGGGGCAUCCAGAUGUCUACUCCCACUCGCCACUGAGAUUGAGAGGUGAGGGACAGGAGCCAUCUUCUACAGAAACAAACAUCUGAACUGAUUGGACUCUGCAAGUAGACCCUUCUCUAGGGAGAGUGUUCUGGAGAGUGGGAGAUGGCCCCAGGGCUCCUGACAACCAGAGACAAGGCAUUAAUGGCUUUCCAUGACGUGGCUGUGGCCUUCAACCAGAUGGAAUGGGAACUGUUGAGUCCUGCUCAGAGGAUCCUGUACAGGGAAGUGAUGCUGGAGAACUACAGCCACCUGGUCUCUCUGGGAAUUGCGUUUUCCAAACCCAAACUCAUUACACAGCUGGAACAAGGGGCGGAGCCCUGGAGGGAUGGCGGUGAAUGCCUUCUGGACCUUUGUCUAGGUAAGUGGAAGACUGGGCAGUGAUGAUGAUGCCGGGCACUGAGGAGCAGCUCACCAGGCCGAGAAGGCUACUCUGGCAUGCUAGGGGGAGCUCUCCUCCCGGGGCUCCAGGGAACCAACCCACCCUCCCUCCUCCCUCCCCCCUCCCUCCCUCCUUCCCAUGCUUACCAGGAGAGGGCUCCUCUGGAGGUCUACCUCAUCCGGGCACCUGAUUUCUCUGCUUGGUGCCAGCAACACCUUUAGGGUUUCUUCUUGUCCUCUUCUCAGACUCACUUUUGACCUUCCAAACAGUACCCACCCUUCCAGACUAACUAGGCUGUCCCUACUGAAUGCUCUUCAGUUUCUGUUCUUGACUUGGCAACUGCUGUACACCAGACCCAUCCUGUAGAUUCCCAUAUCUUUUUUUUUUUCUUUUUUCUUUUUGUGAUGGCUUAGUUAAGAUCACAGCAAAAUGUGAAGAACUGUAGCAAUCUGGCAGCCCUGUGGUCUAGGAGCCCACUGUCCACCAGGGGGCAGGCUCUAUUCUUCUCAGACUGGCCUGCUUCUCCACCUCUUUUGCCUUUUUAUCUGACAGUGGGUCCUUCAGAUACCACGUAGUUUGCAUGUUUGUAAAUUUCCUCACUCAUAGUGUGCACCCCCAGUUCCUGGCAAUUAAACAUUGUCACUCUGUACUCUUUUAUGACACUGGAAAUAUGCAGGAAUCAUAGCCAGACUGAAGUAGCUAGUUCAUACACAUUUGUAGCCUUGAAUAGAUUAGAUAUGCCAAACUGUGUCUGAAGCAGGUGAGAGAAUGCACUCCAGUGGCAGUGUCAGAAUUCUUUGGACACAUCUUUACCAACAUUUGGUAUUGUCUGACCUCAUUCCUCCAUCUUUUUGGACGCCUAUGGGAUAGGUAGCUAAUAUGAGCAUCUUCUUAUGUGAUCUGAGCCCCCUUCUGGGAGAGAGUUGACUGCUUUAGACAUUUGCCCACUUUUCAGUUAAAUUGUUUUUUUUUCUCUUUUGUUAUUGAUUAUAAUUGUAGACUUUCCCCAAACAUUUAGGUCUUUAAUCCAACCCAGUGAAUAUAAUUAUUCAUAUAAUUUUAUAUGAAUAUUAGAAUGUAUAGGUAAAUUUCUGUCUGGCUUAUCCUUUUUCAUUUAUUUAUU
This is a messenger RNA of Onychomys torridus (southern grasshopper mouse), 1635 nucleotides long. Its product is annotated as zinc finger protein 169-like. The transcript has 4 exons. Gene Ontology annotation, biological process: regulation of DNA-templated transcription. Bases 236 to 514 code for a protein of 92 amino acids. The record is from RefSeq and is a predicted model, not a curated record. Lineage: Eukaryota; Metazoa; Chordata; Mammalia; Rodentia; Cricetidae.